This is a messenger RNA of Petromyzon marinus (sea lamprey), 6609 nucleotides long. RefSeq names its product protein tyrosine phosphatase receptor type A (gene PTPRA). Lineage: Eukaryota; Metazoa; Chordata; Hyperoartia; Petromyzontiformes; Petromyzontidae. The record is from RefSeq and is a predicted model, not a curated record. Gene Ontology annotation, molecular function: protein tyrosine phosphatase activity. Gene Ontology annotation, biological process: protein dephosphorylation.
GGAGCGAUUGCUGGCCGACCCAACCGCGUCGUGUGCCCUGCAGGGCAUCAAUGGGGCCGCUACUCGCUUACAGAGCUUGUCCCUGUUAAGGCAAUAAGUGGGGGAUCUUUGUCUUUGUGGAUGUUCAUCAUGCGCGCGCGCGCUCCCUCGCACAUCCGGAAUGACAUCACCAUCUCGGACAGCAGAAGCGCGCCCCUGUGAUGCACGCGCACAGCAGCAGCAUCGGCACAGCAGCAGCAGCGGCGGCGGAGGAAGAAGAGGAGCAGCAGGAGGAGGAGGAGACGGCAUGGGUCGCUUGCAGAUGCGCCUCCGCUGACGUUCACAGCGACCGCGAGCAUUAUUAGCAGCGCCAGCGGACUGACGGAACGCCAUGGACACGCGCGCGAUCCUGCUGUUGUGCACCUGCGCCGCCCUCUCUCGAGCCCAGCUGACGUCGGAGCAGGCAAUGAGCGCAAUCGAGCAACAACCGACUCCAACCCAGACCGCCCCUCAAAUCACACCGGCCGUGGGACUCAAAGCCCAUCGCUCGGCUCCUCCAAACACACGUGAUUCUGACUCUUUGCACCCAGAUGACAACACAAGAGCCAUGAACAGGCAAGUGCUGGUGGGAGUGGUGGUGGCCCUGGUGCUGCUGCUGGCGACCUUCGGGGCCGUCAUGCUGUACAUUCUACGAUUUAGGAAGCGUAAACAGGCAUCGCUGAGCUUGGAGGUCGGUGCUCUGCAGAAUGGACGAGUGGCAGAGGAAUCGGAGUUCACGAGCACGCCACUGCUGGCACGCGUGCCCAGCACGGGACGGCAGUUCCCUCCCGUGCCCAUCGGCCGGCUCGAGGAGGACCUUAUCCGGCGCUCGGCCGACGAGUGCAAGCUCUUCCGCGACGAAUUCAACGGUCUGCCCAGUGAGCAUCCCCAGCUGAUGUGCGAGGCCGCGAGCCAGGAGGAAAACAAGGACAAGAACCGCUACAUCAAUAUCCUGCCGUAUGACCAGUCUAGGGUGCAGCUGAGCCCAAUAGAAUCGGUACCCGGAUCCGACUACAUAAACGCAAGCUACAUAAACGGAUACAGAGAAAAAAACAAGUUCAUAGCAGCCCAAGGUCCGAAGGAGGAGACAAUAAAUGAUUUCUGGAGGAUGAUCUGGGAGCAGAACACUUCCACCAUCGUCAUGGUCACCAACUUGCAAGAGAGGAAAGAGACCAAGUGUUCCCAGUACUGGCCAGACAAGGGCUGUUGGACGUACGGCUCCGUGCGGGUCUCCGUGGAGGACAUCACCGUCCUUGUGGACUACACCAUCCGCAAGUUCUGCGUACAGCUGGUCGGGGAGGGGCCGGGUAAACACCAAGCGCGCCUGGUCACCCAGUUCCACUUCACCAGCUGGCCGGACUUCGGGGUGCCCUUCACGCCUAUCGGCAUGCUCAAGUUCCUGAAGAAGGUCAAGACCUCCAACCCCUCCUACUCGGGACCCAUUGUAGUACACUGCAGCGCGGGAGUCGGCCGGACGGGAACGUUCAUCGUCAUCGACGCGAUGCUUGACAUGAUCCAGGCGGAGCAGCGUGUGGACGUCUUCGGGUUCGUGUCACGCAUCCGCGCCCAGCGCUGCCAGAUGGUGCAGACCGACAUCCAGUACGUGUUCAUCUACCAAGCACUGCUCGAGUUCCAGCUGUACGGAGACACGGAGCUGGAGGUCACUUCUCUGGAGUCGCACCUGCAGAGGCUGUCGCUCCGCUCGCCCGACACGGGGCUCAUCGGCCUGGAGGAGGAGUUCAGGAAGCUGACCUCUGUGAAGAUACAGAACGACAGGAUGCGAGCUGGUAACCUCCCUGCCAACAUGAAGAAGAACCGAGUCCUGCAGAUCAUUCCGUAUGAUUUUAAUCGUGUGAUCAUCCCCAUGAAGAGAGGGGAGGAAAACACGGACUACAUCAACGCAUCCUUUAUAGAUGGAUACCGCCAAAAGGAUGCGUACAUCGUGACGCAGGGGCCCUUGCCCCACACGGCGGAGGAUUUCUGGAGGAUGGUGUGGGAGUGGAAGUGCUUCUCCAUCGUCAUGCUGACUGAGCUGCAGGAGCGUGGGCAGGAGAAGUGCUUUCAGUACUGGCCUUCCAACGAUUCGAUCACCUUUGGUGACAUCUCCAUUGAAAUCAAGUCAGAGAAGCUCAUUGGCUCAUACACAGCCCGAGAAUUUGUCAUUUCCAGUGGCAAGGAUAACAAGAGCCGGCAGAUUCGGCAGUUCCACUUUCAAGGGUGGCCAGAGGUGGGCAUCCCAGAUGAUGGCAAGGGCAUGAUCAGCCUCAUCGCCGACGUGCAGAGGCAGCAGCAGCAAUCGGGAAACCAGCCCAUCGUCAUCCACUGCAGCGCCGGCGCGGGCAGGACGGGCACGUUCUGCGCGCUCAGCACGGUGCUGGAGCGCGUCAAAGCCGAGGGGAUCCUCGAUGUCUUCCAGACCAUCAAGAGCCUGCGCAUGCAGCGGCCGCACAUGGUGCAGACCCUGGAGCAGUACGAGUUUUGUUACAAAGUGGUACAGGAGUACAUCGAUACCUUCUCGGACUACGCCAACUUCAAGUGAAACGACCGUGCGGAGGCCUGCCGACCGAGGGCAGCUGCGAAUCACAGGGAGGAAGCGUCUACGAGCACCCAGAGCAGCCAAUGCCGCGCAUUUCCACAUCUGCGAUUCCACGUGUGCACGACAUUUAGUAGAACAAGGGGCAGCCGGCUACACAGGCUAAGGACGUUUCUCCUGCUGCCCUUAGAAUUUUUAGAUAGUUUCUCUUUAGGAAUUUCCACUAAGAACAUAUUAGAUCCAUUUGAACGAUAAUGAUAAAGACAACAUUUGCAGCCAUUUGUCAACUCACUGCUGGAUGAAGGGCUUCUCAUGCCGUGUCGGCUGUGGGGGUUAUUUAGCCAUACUUCACCACGCUGCCAAGUGCAGGUUGGUGAAGGGGAUGCCCAAGUUUGGUUUGGACAUCACCCGCCACCGAUGUUCCCCUUGGCUGGAAUGUGUUGGGUUGCUGGGCUCAUGGCGCAGUGCGCUAACCAGUGCCACCAAAGCCAUGCAGGUCGACUAAAUACAUCUUAGUUUAGCUACGAUGUAUUACUUUGACAACGAAAGCUCAUCGUGACCCACAGCCUCUUAAACGCAGGUCACACAGGUAUUUUUUUUAUUAGAAUUGUUAAAAGGUAUUAAUGCGCUGCACUUUGAAUUUUAUCGCUUGCAAGUGCAGUAAAAAAAACACAUUUUGUGAAGCACUUUAUACGGAUAAUUUGUAAAUGGGUGUUACGAGCCAUUAGUAAUGCACAUUAAAAGCAAUUAGAGGCAGCGAUUUGAUUUCAAAACACACUUCGGUAGCUACAGUUUGGUGGCACAAUUAUCGCAGUAGGCUUUGUGGUUAGGGAGCUUAUCAAUGCACACAACAUACAUGCAUCUUGUAAACAAGCAGACUGUGGGCCCCAAGCAGACAUUACGUUUGGGUGUGCAGUCAUGUGUGACGACAAGCAUUAUGUGAUGGACAAGCAACGGAAUCUAAAUAUCACGAUUGUGUGAACUAAUGAGCAUAGACUAAUUACAAUUAAAAUUAGUUUAACAAUCAGAAUAAGAUUUAUAUAUAUGUAGAUCCGAAUUCAAGCCGCUUGGGGCACUAAGCUUUCACUUGGGAAGCUUAUGCAUAACACCACCACCAGUCGUAGUUUAUUGACCACUGUUCCAUAAUUCGGUGUACAAAGGCAUUUCAUUGGUCUUCACCUGGCAUAAAACAAUGUGGAAAAGCAGCACUGGGUCGUUCUGUGUGUUCCUCCAUCUGGACUUUUAGGCCCCCCAGGGCGAUGGCAUCCAGCGGUUCGCAACAUCGCGAGCACUGUGCGCUGCAAACACCGGCUCCGUCGUGUAAAUACAAUGUAUCGCAAGUCGCAUUAUUUUGUACCUGUGUUGGAAGCUUUGUUUUAUUUUUUUUAAGGGGGGGAGGGGGGGGGGAUUUUGCCGAAAGUGUACCGUGCAAUUGCGUUAUUUUUUAAAUGUGGACACCGUGGAGUGCACAGUAUUUAAUUGUUAAUUAAAAUAAAUUCCGCAAGUUUGUAUAUUUUUUAUGAAAUAUUAUAUAUACAGUAUAUCAUUACGAGACAAUCUUUGCGUCAAGUUUGCCUGUUUAAGUUAUUGUGAUGUAUAUCUUUGGGCUGCCUUACCAUGCAAACCCUUUUCCCCCCUCACCCUGUGCAAAUGCAUUGAACAAAAUAUCAACCGUUUUUGUAUAUAUUGCCAAGAACCCAACACGAUUAACUCACUCGUGCCACGCUCUAUUUUUAAAAGGAGGUACUUUAUGCUAUAUAAUAAAAUCACACUUUUUAUUAGAUUGUAUUUAUUGUUAUUUAAAUUAAAAUGCUGGCCAAAAAAACCCUAAAUAGUCUGUGCUAAAAAAGUUAUUGCUUUUGUGCUAAAAUCAGCAAUGAGGCUGUGCUCAUCUCCUGAUUACAGCCCUGAGCUUGUGGUGGAAAUUCCACAUUCCUUACGGUGAGGGUCAGUCUAUCCACUUGGAACAACCACUUGAUUUCCACAUUUUGUGGUGUUCAUUUUAUCGACUCCAGAAGGAUGAUGGGCUGAGUCAAGCACCGACCCGGAUUUGAACUUGAAAUCUUCGAAAUGCGAGCCACUCACUACUGCCGAGCUACCUGGCCGGAUUAUGAUGUGGUAUUUGAGUACUAUCGAUGACAAAUUUACAAAGUCAAUAACAUUCCAUGCCGUCAUUUUGUAUGAUAAUUCCAGUUGCUUUUUAUCUAUAGUUUUACAACUUUUAAUACCAUAAAAAUAUAUACGGUUUUCUUUAGAAACACUUUAUGAAUGUAGCACAAUUGCCCAUGCGUUGCCGUAGAAUCUUAACUGUGUCAAUUGCCCCUUCUUGUAUUCCAUGAGCUGUGUGUAGAACGUGCGACGGGUAGCUUCAGUGUGCACGGAGGAAAGAACAACGCGCCGCUUUCAAACAAACCGCUUCCUUCUGUAGACAUCAAAACUGCGUCGGGAGUCAACCUUGUGGCUUUUAGUCAACUCGGUCACUUCCAGGGUGUGGGUACAAAACCUACACGUUAUGUCCUUUAUGAAUUAUUUACAUAAACAAGGACGGAUUGUGCUAUCAAAGAGCCACUAGGUUAAGUAAAUAAAGCCUCCUUCCCAUAUUUGUCUCAAUGUAAAAAAAAUACAUUUUUUUUACACAACCCAUGCCUUCAUCGCUUUCUCGUGAAUAUUAGCAGCAUUGGUUCAACACAAAACUGGACUGGUUUUGUCAUUCAGUGUCUCAUCAAAGUCAGACUUUCUUGCUUGAACCAAUACUGCUGAACUGCCCGAUGUUUACCGUAAAGGAGACAAAAAUGGGGCCUAGUUUCAUGCAAAACUUAAUUAUGCAUUUCAAAAUAACCAUGAAAUAAUAAUGAAUAACGAUUAUUAGUUUAAUUGUGCAUUUCAUUAACAGCCAUUUCCUGUACAUAUGCAUGUUCAGAAUCUGAGGCUAAUGCUCAUUUGGAGGCAUUGCAGAAGCAUUGUCCAUGGAAUAGUUCAUAAUACCUUUGCACUUACAAAAUUACUGCACCCAAGACAGACAUUUGAGCAUCUUUCCAAAAUGUAUUUUUUCCCCCCAAGGAAUUUCCCUCUGAAGGCUUGUAAAAAAAAGUUGUGGCCGACGCAAUGGCCACUUGUUAUUAUGAGUUUUAAUUUAUUGAUUUGUACGGGUCUUUUUAUUCACGUGCCGUGCGGUCCAGCCUUUUGUAUUGGGUUUAUGAUACAGUGUCAUAUCUUUGAUGACUGCAAUUUGGUGUUCAAUGUUUGCAUGUGAAUGCUCGUGUCAAAUGCGAAUAUAAUUUGUUUCCAUCCCUGUACUUUGUGUAUUGUAAAACGUUCCAAGUUAUUUAUUUCGGUAUUUAAAAAAAAACCUCCCUCGAAUUAAAGUCACAGGUCACAUCAACCAUCUUUAAUUAAUGAGUGAAUAUGCAAUUCAUUUUGACUAAACUUAAAUUACAUUGCAAAAGAAAUAUUCUUUAUACGAUUAACUUUUUACGUGAUGAUUGAAAUUGGGACAUUUUAUGAGCGUUUUUGAGACAUCAUAAAAUAUAUUAUAUAAAAAUUUUUAAAUCAAAUCUGAACAGCGUACAUUGCUCCAUGUGACCAGACAGUGGGAAGAUGUGUACGUGACAUGUAGGCUUUUGGGAGUGCUUCAAUGUGCUGAACUGAAAUAAGUGAAUUUGUAUCUAUUCUUACAUCCCAAUGGAAAAUGUUGACAGACUAAUUUGUAACGACCGACAAAUAGUGAUAUUUUAGGCACAGCUUACGAGACCCUACCUAUAUUGUCAUUGGAUUUAAAAAAAAAAAACAUUUGGUCAGAAAAAAAUAAUUGCAACACUUAUUUUUAUGCCCUUAAAUUUGAUAUUAGAGCAAGAUGAGAAUAACGUGCUCACAUCAGUUGUACAGAUUGUCCUUUAUGAGAUUGGUAUUGUAAGCACAAAGAUGUCACGCAAGUGGGCAUGGAAACUUAAAUGAAAAAGUACCAAGCUAGACUCAUACUAACUUUGGAAAUUGUGAGUGUUACAAAAUAUUUUUGCGCUUUUUUUUAAGUCAUGAAUAAAAUGUUUAAUGAAAUAUUA